Molecule: messenger RNA, 2916 nt
Organism: Cannabis sativa
Lineage: Eukaryota; Viridiplantae; Streptophyta; Magnoliopsida; Rosales; Cannabaceae
Exons: 3
Coding region: 104-364 (86 amino acids)
Source: RefSeq, a predicted model, not a curated record
CCAGAAUCAGCUACAGGUACACCUAUACACAUACACCUACACCAUCUUGUUUCCUCCUUCUCUCCCCGAAACGAAGAAGAACCAAGUUCUUCAGGAGCCGAUCAUGAUUAGCGUUCUAGCUCAGGAGCGGUUGCUGGGGGCCGCACUCGGAAGCAUAUUCACUGGAAUGGUAGUAUUCGAGCAGCGAAGAAGCAUUUAUAAGUCCAUUUCAGAUACUCAGCCUCAAUUAAACUCCCAAUUUCAGCAGGUGAGAGAGCCCAUAUUUGGAAAAGAAGCUCGCUCGGAGCUUGCACGAAUGUGGAACAAAGGUGUAGACCAGGCGUUUGGACCUGCAAUCCAGUAUCUUAGCUCCCACGGAUGGUAGAUUUUGUGCAAUACCAUUCCCAAUCAUAUACAAUGUAUGUAUGGACCCUCCUCAUUCAUACAAUGUUACAACAUUCAUUACUUUGAAUCAUUUGCAUCUUGAGACAAUGACCUUGAUUUUCCAAGGUCUUACUAUACUAAUAAUAAUAAUAUGGCCUUCUAUUCUUUCCCUUGUUUGUUCUUCAAAUCUUUUCUUUUUUUAAUCAAUUUGCUCUUAAUACCAAACAAUUAUUUUGAUUAAGAUUUUCCAUUAAUAGCAAAAGAAAUGUCAUAAACCUUUGCUUUCUCUAUUGCAUGCUUGUGUUUAUUUCCUUCCAUUUUUCUUUGUUUCUGUCAGAUAAUAAAUAUAGUCGAAUUUAAGAUAAUAAGAUGACCACAUCAAUAAAAGCACUCGUAUUAGGUGAUGUCUAAUAAAUAUGGGGACACUACUUUUUGUAUACUUAGUCAAAUUAUGACUCAAUUUAUAAAAAAAAAUGAAUAAUUUAUCUGCUCAAAAUAAAAUUCAAACACUCAGCUAUAUGUGUGUUUAUUUUAUAUAUAUAUUUUUUUAUAUACACGUGUAAUUGACCAUUUUGAAAUAAUGUUUUUAGCAUUUAAAAUUGUUGAAAAUUGGUUACAAUAAUACAAUGUAAUGUGGACUAUUAUAUGAAAAUAUUAGGCCAUAAUUUCUCUAAAUACUGAAAACAAAAAUACUUUUAUCCUUGAAAACAAAAGUUACACUUCUAUUAUUAUUGCUCAUAUAUAUGUGUUAAAUUAUAAAGAAAUAGACUCCAGAAGAUGAAGUAUUUUACUCUUUUUGUUUAGUUACAUAUGGAGAAAACUAUUUAGAGCUGCAAAAAGUUAUUUUAUUAAUGUCUCACCCAUAAUUUCCUCUUCUAAGAAGUAUAGAAACGAGGCUAUUUAAUAUUUUUGUCCAUGAACUAUGACUUAUGUAUUAUUGUGCUUUUGGAUUUUUAGGCGCGUUAAAAAUAGUUCUUGAAUUAUUUACAGUGUUGUAAAUUGAUCAUUUUCUUAAGUUUUUUCACACGUGGCAAAUAAAAUGAUAGCAUGGCUGCUUAGUCAAUUGUUACGUGAGUACCAUGUCAAUACUACGUGUGUAAAUAAUUUGAAAAAAUAAUUUAAUUUUUUUAAUUUGAUUUUACGUAAUUUUUUUAAUCAUUAAUUAAUUUUUAGUUUAAUAAUUUUUUAAAAAUGUAUAAUUUUUAUUUUUUAAUGUUAAAUUAUACACGUGGUGUUGAUGUGAUAAUUGUCUAAACAACUGUGUCAUCAUUUUGUUUGACACAUGUGAUAAAAUCUGAUAGAAUGACCAAUUUAAAAUACUGUAGGGGCUAUUUGUAACAUGCUGAAAAAUUCACGAGACAUAAUAAUACAUGUCAUUGUUUGAGAGAAAAAAGUUUUUAUUUUGACAUUGGGAGAUGGGGGAUUCGAACUUAGAAUAUCCUCUUUGUGAGAAUGAGAAGAAGUAUGAAACUAAUAGGUUAUGUCUCCGACCAUGGAAACAAAAAUUUUAAAUAACUUAAAUACUAUUGAACGAACAAAGUCAUGUCUUUGAUUAUUAUAAAUUAACAAUUAACAAUUCAUCAAUCCCAUUUUAAGAUUCUUUUUUCUCGUGGGACCAAUAUAAUUUAUAACUAAGCUAAUUUCAUUACAAACUAAUCGUUUUACAACUAAACAAAACAUAAAUCUCUAUAUAUUUGUUCUCUUCAGUCCUAUUUCUACUGCCCUUUCUCUAAUAUGAAACUUCAGUGGCCACAUUUCAAUAUUGCUUUAGUUUUAUUGUGGUAAAAUAAUUAUGGUUCUCUGCCUCAAACAUAUAUAUAUAUAUAUUUAUAUUACUAGAUGGGAGGAAUGUGAACUGUGAAGAAUGAAAUAAUACUAAUAUUACUAGAUUAACACUGAAUCCAUAGAUACAUUCCACAUAUCAUAACUUGAACUAACAAAAAAUAAAGAGUUUAAAAGUGAUAGAUAGACAAAGAAAAAACCAUUAGGUAAAGACAGGUUUGUACUUUGAACACAUAUCAUUAACAAGCAUCAUUAGGUAAUUGAGUUUGGGUAGGCUUAGCACGACUCGUGUUAUCUCUACGAGUAGCAACAACAUAGUAGACACUCAUAGCUAGUAACACAGCAAAUGCUAAGCCAAACACAAUCCCAACAAUCCCACCAGCUCCUAAACUGCUCUGUCUGUCGUGUCGAGUCAACAUUUUGUUUUCUUGAGCACCAUUGGCUUCAAUUUGAGCUGCCAUAGGUAGCGGGGAGCAAUUUGACUCGGUGCAGGGUUGUGUUUCUCUUUUGUUGGGAUUGGUUUGUUGUUUGGUGGGGUGGAAGAAAUCAUAUGCUGAUGGUGAGAAGGCCAUUGGGGAUUCAUUGGCUAGUCCAUGUGGGGCUCUGCCUUGAGCAUUGGCUAUGGAUAGUAGCAUUAAGGUUAGAGAAGUGGAAAAGAGUAGGAGAGAAAUUGUUGUUGUUGAAGUCAUGUUUAGCUUUGAUGGGUUGUUUAGAUUUAUCACUUUUGUGUGUGUAAAGAGUCUAAGUGGUUCUUUUGUGGGAUAUUGAGUU